This is a messenger RNA of Hirsutella rhossiliensis, 2841 nucleotides long. RefSeq names its product putative mcm2 3 5 family protein. The record is from RefSeq and is a predicted model, not a curated record. Bases 1 to 2841 code for a protein of 946 amino acids. Lineage: Eukaryota; Fungi; Ascomycota; Sordariomycetes; Hypocreales; Ophiocordycipitaceae. The transcript is spliced from 4 exons.
AUGGCCGCCAACAAGACAGACGCUCCAGACGUAGCCGACCCUCUGCGCUCUCAUCUCUUGGCAGAAGACAUCACGGCCUCGCCCCAGACGGCCCUCCCGCCCCGAGGCCCUCCUGAUCGCCAAAACUUCCCCGGGCAUGACGCUUGCCACCCCAUGCCCUUGGCGACAGGACCCCUGGAAUCCAUUGCCCUCGGAGACGAUGCCCCGUCUCCCGCGUCUCCGCCCUUGGCCACCAAUGAGCUCGGCAUCCUCUCCCGCAAAAACACCUUAUGGCCCAGCGUCGCGGCCGUGUCCAGCGCGGAAGCGAGCAUCAGCCCAACCGAGUCGCCGCCACUGACCGGGGCCUCGCUUGGAGGCUUCUCCAUUGGCAGCCCGACGAUGAGCUCCGCGGCCGCGUCGCCUCGCAUAGGUCUUCUUUCUCGAAGGCACCGACAGCCGACGACUGUGUUAGAGCGUGUAAAGACGGUCUUUUCUCGGCGGGCGACGUCGUCACACGAGACCGGCUCGGAGCCCCUCCAGCCAUCUGCCGGUUCCGAGGGACUGCAGGGCGUCUCCGAUCGUUCGGAUGUAGAGGCAGAGGCAGGCCAAGGUCUUGGACAGGGUGGGGGUGGUGAGAGCGAUGGAGAAUCGGACGAAGCCAUGUUCAAAAAGAAAUUCGCCGAAGCCCCGACGUAUUGCUCGUCCAAGAGGAACGUCCAGACCCCGCGGAAUGGCCCCCCGUCUAUCGUCAUGAUCGGCCUGUCCUUCAUAUCGACCGCCAUGAGCAUCGGGUGGCUCUGGGUGGCCGGGACUAGGCCGCGAUACGGCCAUGUGAUCUCGUCGAGCGGCUUCAUGCUCCCAGCGACGGCGACAAUACUCGCCACGCUCGUGUCCAGGAGCAUCGAGCUGAUAUCUGCCACCGUAGUCAUCUCGUGCGUCGGGCAGAUUCUGAGCCAACGUUCCGCGAACCAGCCUGAGCGCGGCAUGACGUUGGCCGAGAUGACGAUGCGCAACUGGAUCCUCCAGCCGGGCACAAUCAUCACGGGCUAUGGGAAGUUGAAGUAUACCAUCUUCACCGUGCUCGGGCUGCCAUGUCUGUUGGCGGCAGUUGCCAUCACGCUGUACACGCCGGCCUCGGAUGCCUUGGUGUCGCCCAAGCUCUUGCUUGGCAAGUGGCAGUCGCGUGAACUCGUUGGCCUCGUUCGCUCGUCCUACGCCAACACCAUGUAUGCCAAAAGGACUUGCCCUUACAUGUUUCGAGAGGACAUCGACAAGCACGCUCCUGAGUCGUGCUUGAAUGUCCAGUUCUCGGGACAGUCGUAUCGCAACUUGCAGGGCUUUAUGGAGAGGUGGAUGAGCAUCAGUGGCUCUGUCUCUGGCAACAGCUUCGGCUACGAGGGUGACCUCGCCCAACGUCCCGUCGGCACCAAUCUGCUGUACGAUAACACGACCAUGACGGGGGUCUGGAUCGAGACGGAACACGCCAACGUGACGGGGAAAUUCGAGGAGCACCAGCGCAUCGUCAACAACGUCACCAUGGCCAUGCCGCAUCCUGGCGUCUAUGCCGCCGCCACGAGCCGUACCAAUGGGAUCCUGCAGCCCGAUGACCUGGACAGCAUGGGCGAGUACUCCAUCCGUGCCAGCGUCGUUUCGCCCACCAUCAAUGUCAUGUGCGUCAACAUGAGCCGCGACGAGCUCGCGCCCCUCGUGUAUACCGAGUGGCCGCGCAGCCGCACAAGGACGACUGGCGUCGGAAACCAGACCAAGGGCCUGGAUGACUGGGCAGGCGACGUGCCGCGCUUUGUCGAGGGGCCGAGGGCUCGAUAUCUCAACCGCACCGUGGUCGACGACAUCUUCAGAUGGGGUCCCAAGUACGAGCGCUGGCCACCCGCCUUUCAGUUCUACCCGGCCGAUUACAACCUCGCCAUCAACGCAUCCGGGUACAAAUCCGACGCCCUCUACCUGCUGGCAAAGAGGGUUAACAUGACCAGCUACACGCUCUGCGAGACGCGGUCCUGGCUGUCUCCCAAAUGUUCAACACACUUUAAUAUAUCGGGAACGGCCGGAGCCAACAUGUGGGCUCACUGCGAGGACGCGGAGGACCCCAACGCCUAUCGCCGUUGGGUAAAGGAAGAUCCGAACGGGGACGGUAAAUGGGGAGUUCCUGACAAGGAUUGGAAACAUCUUGCCGAGCAAUGGCGGCUGUCGAUGGAUCUCAACGGUGGCAGCUAUAACAACAAUGCCUCCAACGCGCGAAUCCUGACGCAGCUCGCCCUGGACGAGCAUGAGCUUCCAUCGGACCUUCCAUCCUUGGCCGAGGCCGUGGCCGUGUUUGGUAGCUCCAUGUUGGUCAUCGGCUCCGUCGACACACCCUUCCGACACAAUUGGACCUUCACCGCGCCCGACAAUGUCCUGGAAGCGCCGGGAUUGCCGCAGCGAUUCCACGCAUCCAUCAUCUCAAAGGAGUACCAGUCUGGGGACAUCAAACCGUGGAAAAGGUGGUUCUACUUGGUCCUCGCUGUCGUCCCCGUCGUCAAUGUUUGCUGUUUGGCAUACUUUUCGUGGCACCGCCGGAUCAUGACCGACUUCACCGAGCCCGUAAACGUCUUCGCCUUGGCUAUGAACAGCCCGCCCAGUUCCCAAAUCAAGGGCAGCUGCGGUGGAGGUCCGCAGGAGCAUCAUUUCAUGGUGCCGUGGCGAGUCACACACAUCAAAGGAGCCAACCACUACUUUUUUGAAAGCGCCAACGAGAGGCCGUGGAGUGAAAAGCACAAGGAACAGGUCGCUUCCGCGGCCAAGGAAUACGGCCAAGUGCCGGGAAGCAACGCCAGGAAGCUGCGCUUGCGCCGAGGUUGGUUGUGA